Molecule: messenger RNA, 7438 nt
Organism: Porites evermanni
Lineage: Eukaryota; Metazoa; Cnidaria; Anthozoa; Scleractinia; Poritidae
Source: the annotation of a GenBank genome assembly
AUGGAAAUGUUGGUCUGUUACUUCUUGCUUGCUGCCGGAAUAACACAAGCAGGUAACACCAGACUCUGUCGUGAGUCCUGUUCUUGUUUAUUCUUUGUUGGAUUGUUUACUUAGUAAUUAACUCUUUGAUUUGUCAUUGUUAUAUGUUCGUUCGUCGUUCUCUUCGUUUGUUUACUAUGAUCACAUAUGGUUCAGACAUAUAACAAACAAAUUGCCAGAACUUGAGUGUUUGAUGAAAGGUGUUAUGGUGAAAUACUUCGCCACUUGUGAACCACUGAAGUUCAUAGACAUUACCUGCAAAAACGGCUUGAAUGAUUAAAGGUUUUGGAAGCUUCGUCUAGAUAUUUCAAAAAAAAAAAAACUUUCCGAAGCUCAUAACCUGUAUUAAUCCCUCCAGCAUGACCCCUGUCAUCCCCUCCUUGAUGUCAUAAUAAAUGCUUGGUGCUGGACUAAUCUCUUUGCAGAUGUAUUCAAUGUAUUAAUAAUUUCCUAAUCAAUACCAAAAAUUCAUGUUUAUCUCUAUUACAUAUUUUUCAACUCAGAACCGAGUCCGCAAAUUUUCAAACCGCUUAAUGGUCUUGUAAAGAUCAAAGGCGAAGGAAAGAUUGAUAACGGCAAGACAGCGUUAAGUCUCAACAUAAAAAUAAUUGGGAACGGCGGCGCUGGUGGCAUUGGUAAAGGAGCACAGCAACGUCCCGGACCUCCAACACCAACAACAGGUAAAAGCUAAAGAUUACAAAGAGUCCUUAUUUUACGUUGAUAACUCGAUGUAGUCUUCUGACUAACAAACCGGAGGCCGAAGAUUCAGGAAAGAAGACCGGAUUUGAGGUCAAAUCUAGGAAUUGAACUCGAAACUCCCGCGCAGUUGGCGGCGAACUAAAUUAACUGCGCUAAUCUUUUCUCCUUCAAAACCAAGAACAUAAAGGCCAACCUUAUUGCCACCACCGGCAACCACAGCCACUGAAAUGCCCAACUUUAAACCCACCAGCACGUUGCCAAAACCAUCAACUGAACAACUAGGAACACAGCCACCACAGCCACAUAGUUGCUUAGCUUUAGACCGUAAUGCUGCUUCCACCUGAGAGGAAAACACCAAGAGAAGUGGGUUGUCCUCCGGGAGGUAGUUGCAAUAUAAUAACACUUACUGUAAGAAAGCUUCCUUUUACAAUGUUCUCUUGCAAACAAAUGACAGUACUUAAUAGCGACAACUGUAAAACGUCUCUUCUUGCGCAAUUUACUUGUCAAAUAAAAACAGAGGGGCUCAAGGCCAGCAAAAGGAGAUUCAGCAGAAGAUAGUAAACACUUGGAGUCCCUAUAAAUCCUUGAAUACCGAAUAGUAAAACAAAACUGGAUAACAUCAGAAAGGUUAAAUACGGAAACAGUUUCGGAACCACUUGAAAAUUUGUUGCAGUUUUUCUUUCUUUCCUUUUUUUUUUUGUUUUAUUCUUUCUGUUUUAUUAUCAUAGAUAUAUCUCCAGUAUUUAUGAAGGAUAGGCUACGGCCAUAGGGGCGUUGAAAAAUGGCAUUUCCUCAUUGACGAUUGACGUCCUCUCCUAGGCACUAACAUCCUCAUCUGCAUAAUCUUAACGAGUGAUUCCUCAUCCCUCCUAGGGUUUUCCGUAGAAGAUGAGUCAGCCUUAGCAGAACAUAACAAAUUCCGCAAAAUUCACCUAUCUCCCGAGAUGACAUUAGACAAGAAGAUGUGUGACGAAGCCAAAGCUUACGCAAGGAAGCUGGCCAAUCUUCGAAUGAUGAUACAUUCAUCUGACUUAAAGGACCAAGGAGAAAACUUAUCCUAUGGUUGUUGUAUGGGAUGUGACAAAGCGCGAACUGUGGAGGAGGCAGUGAAGGGCUGGUGAGAGUUUGCGUGAGGAAAUAAAUCAUUUUAUUAUUCAUUCAAAAUAUUUUCCUGAUUCUGAUUGGCUAAAAGCACAUGCAUAAUUCACCAUAACCAGCUACUUGUAAUGUACCAGGAAUUUGUAUAUCAAAACACAGAGAACUCAACACCAUUUAACUUUAAGUCUGUAAGCACAUGGCAAGAAGGGCCUAAUGAACAUGUACGAAGCGCAUAAGGAUUCAUGGGAUAUGACAAAUGCCCCCUCUUGAAGCAAAGGAAGGAAAAACUGAACCUCAUAAAAAUACAGAGUAAUGCACUGAUAGGGACAAGUCCUAAAGUCACGUGAACACUUAAGUUUACUAAAGACUAGUAGAACCUCUGAGGCGUUUUACGCUCUCUGAGAGGGUUGCUCAGGCGCUGAUGCUUGAAGCUCAGUCAAGCUGAGUCCCAUUAUCUGUUACCAGAUGCUCAGGUAAACCAAAGUAACUAAAAAUGUGUCUCAAAGCAGUAAUAGCGUUGGUGCUGGUGGCAUGAGUCAUGGGUACUAUCUCCAAAACUUUGGAAUAAGCAUCCACCACGACCAAAAACAUCUUGCCAAGAUAAGGCCCAGCAAAAUCUAAAUGUAAUCGUUUCCAUGGUCCUCCUGGUCAGGACCAUGAAGCAGCUGGGGCGCGCGGGUGCUGACGAUUUAGCAGAUUCUUGACAAGCAGGACAUAGUUUAGGUCAGGAACAAAACAUGGUUAGGAACUGUGUAGCGCUAAUAAGUUGAUUACAAUUAAAAUUUGUCUUUGUGUUCUUAGCGCUAAAAUGUUUGAAAAUCCAUAGUUUAACUGUCUCCUCAAUUUGCUUAUCAAGGCCAGGUCACCAACAGUACUUUCGAGCUAAUUGUUUCAUUUUAACCAUACCCAGGUGUUCUGCAUGCAAAUCGGCCAAUAAGAAAGCCUGUAGUGACUCUGGUACAACGACUCGCGAGUUCCACAGGAGGAUACCAUCUUCAUGAGAGAGUUCAAGCCUUUUGCUGUAGUAAUGUUGGAAAACUGGUUCCAGAUUAUUUCGCCAACCCUGCUGAGUAAACUGUAACACCAUUCCAAGAACUGGGUCUCUCAUGAUUUCCAUAGCAACUACGGACGCAUUUAAAAACUGAUCUUCUUCGAUAAACAUCACGUUUACAGUUACCUGUUCUACAGCAGACUGCUUGUAUUUAAUAGGCUUCCUAGACAAAAAAUCCGCAAACACAUUGUCUUUGCCCCUUAUGAAUCAAUUGUAUGGUCAUAAGCAGCAAAAGUAGUGCCCAUCUUUUGAUCCUUGCUGCUGCCAACAGGAGUACGGACUUUUGUUCCCCAAGUAAAGUAAUAAAAGGUUUAUGAUCUGUUAGAAGUUUGAAGUGUCUACCUAACAGGUACUGGCGAUAUUUGGUCACGCCAAAAACAACAGCUAAUGACUCGCGUUCAAUUUGGGAUUAAUUUUGUUCUGCAUUGUUCAGUACCCUCGAUGCAUAGGCAACAGGUUGUAAUACACCAUCUGGUCCAGGUUGCAACAAUGCAGCUCCCAGAACCACUGGAGAAGCGUCACAUUGUAGAAUUAAUUCGGCCAUAGCAUCAUAGUGGCGUAAAACCGAAUCAGAGCACAGAGCAGCCUUGAUGUUAUCAAAAGCGUCCUGUUCCAUUUUUGACCAACUCCAUGGUACCUCCUUACGAAGUAAUCCGUACAAAGGUGAAGCCAACUUUGCAAAAUCCGGCACAAAUUUACGUAGAAAAUUGGCUGAUCCAAGAAAUGACUGUAAUUCAGAAACAUUUGUUGGAGGUGCUGCAUCCUUUAUUGCCUGCACUUUCUCACCAGUAAGUGAAAUCCCCGCAGCAGAAAUGGUAGUACCAAGAUAUUCUACUUUAUCCAGCAUGAAAAAGAAUUUAUCAGGGUUAAGCUUAAGACCGCAGUCCUGUAAUCGUGUUAGUACUCGAUGAAGGUUUUCCAGAUGGACUUUAUCUGAUUAUCCGGAAAUAUGGAUGUCAUCAAAUAGGACACAGCAGCCUGGAAGGUCUUUAAGGACAUAUUCAAGAGUGCGUUGGAAGAUUGACACAGCACUACUCACUCCAAACGCCAGGCGCUUGUAUUGGUAUAAGCACAAAAGAGUGCUAAUUGUGGUGUAUUUCUACUUUCUGGUGUAAGCUCUAGUUGAUGGUAUGCUUGAGAAAGGUCAAUCUUAGUGAAUUUUUUUACCCCGAUAAUGUACUCAGUUGUUCCUCCAGAGUUGGUAUGGGGUAAUGUUCUAGGACUGAAAAUUUGUUGAUGGUGACAGAGUAGUCCCCACAAAUUCUCAGAUCUCCAUUUGCUUUAAUAAUAGGGACUGUUGCUGAUGCGCACUCGGAAUGCUCUACUUUCUCAAUGAUAUCCUCUGCCACCAAUUUCUCCAAGGCCUUUUCGUACUUACACCAAAUUGCAAAUGGUACUACUCGUGCUUUGGUAAACACAGGGCUUUCAUCACUUACUCGCAGUGACACUUAGAUUCCUUUAAGUUUACCUUCUGAACUAGUGGCAAAAAAAUCCGAGUACUGUUGAACUAUAUCCUGCAGCUGCAACACUAAAAAUGUUCUGCCAAGGUAAUGUAAACUUGGACCUCAUAUCCCGCCCCAGUAGUGAUGGUCCCUGAACUACACGAAUUAACACUGGCAGGUUACCCACCUGGUCUCUAACUUUGACAUCCAUCUCCUUCUCACCAAGACACUGGAUAAUGUCCUCAGUAUAGCUUUUCAAAAGCACUGUAGGGGGUCUGAGUGUAGUUACUUGUCCUCCUAUUUUGGUAAAAUCAGCAGAACUCAACAAUGUCACAGAACUGCCCGUAUCAACUUCUAUAGGGAAUCAUGGUCUUCAGUUGUAACUCUAAGUUUGUAUAAGGGCGGUGUAAUUAACGAAUUUCCAGAAGAUUUCACACUUUUCAUAUAAACUGUACAAGAAGGGACUAAAUUCUCGUGCUCCUCCUUGGUACAUGUUCCUGAUGUUGGAGCAGCUAAUACUUGGUGAGUGGUGUUGUUACCACCAAAUUCUUUCUUUUUCUUGAAGCAUGCCUUAGCCAGAUGCCCAGGCUUCCCACAGUAAUUACAUGUAGAUUCGACAUGACUGCACUUGUCAGCCAAAUGUUGUGGAGAGGCACACCGAAAACAAUGCUUCCCUCCCAUUUUUGACUUAGGAUCUGUUUGCCUUUGGCUUUGUUGAGCAGGAAAAGAUUUCUUGUGAACAGCUUUUACAGGCAGAAUUCCAGCACCGGAAGUGUCGGAGUUGCCCUGGAGUAACUUGGGCUUGAUGGAAUGUCCUACAUUCUGAAAAUAGUUUCUUUUUAGUAGUCUGACUUCUCACUCCCCCAACAAAUUGAUCUCUGAGGGCACUCGUAAGAUAAGGACCAAAAUUGCAGUUCACAGCUAAGCGUUUUAGCUUGUUGCAUACUCCGCUACGCUUUCAGUUUCACUUUGUACAUUGUGAUGGAAGCGGUAGGUCUCUGCAACUUCAAGUACCUUAGGUUUGUAUUAGUCUUUCAGAAUUUGUGUAAGCUGAUCGUAAGUUUUAUCAGCGGGUAAAUCAGGAAGACAAAGACCUUUGACCGUACUGUAAGCGAUCAAAGUGCCAAAUUGCUGUGUAGUCAUCGCUAGCACUUUAAUUCUUUAUCCUCGUCGCCAGUUUGUAAUGUACCAGGAAUUUGUAUAUCAAAACACCGAAAACUCAACAACAUCUAAUUUCGAGUCUGCAAGCACAUGGCAAGAAGGACCUAAUGCACAUGUACGAAGCGCAUAAGGAUUCAUGGGAUAUGACACUACUGAUGACCAAAUUUGGAAGAAUUUUGCGUUAAAUGAACCGACGACGUCAAAAGUGCAGCCUCUUUGCAGGUUAAUGCACCGUUAACCGAGAAGACCUGGGGACGAGGUUGUGAAAACAAAAAUGGCGGACAUUUCACUCGUUUCAAGAGUAAGAACUAGGCGAAAUAAUGGCUAAAAACAUCACACGAACAGCAAGAAGACAACUCGAAGGGCGACAUCUAGCCUGCUAUUUGGAGAAUAUUUGCGGAGCUAAACAACCCUAAACGUGCACUAUCGAAGAUGAACUUAACAUCGAUCUGAUCGGUGAAAGUAAGCACGUUUAGCUAUGUUUUUAAACUAGGAGUUAUUUUGAAUGAAUAAUAAAACAAUAUUGAAUUCGGCUAUCGUAUCAUAUAAAGAAUUAUUGAGAUCUCGGAGGGUGUUAUCCGCCUCGGCCUACGGCCUCGACGGAUAAACUCAGCCUCAUUCGUUAAUUGUUAAAUAUUCAUGGCCAUAUUUACGUGUGAGAAUGAUUUGGCGAAAGAAAACACUUUGCUUUGAAAGAUCCUGUUGUACAAAGUUGUAAAGAAUGACUGAUAUCAGGUUUUUUUCUUUUUGUUUUGUUUGUUUUUGUUUUUGUUUGUUUUUCUGUUUGUUUGUUUUUUGUUUUGUUUUUGUUUUUUGCAAACUUAACCCUCGAGGAAAGCUUAAUAGGGCUUUUGCAUUAGUUGAUCACGUGAUCAAUUUUCGGUAAGAUUUUGAAACAUUUUGUUAUCCCGAGCUGAAAGAGCAUUGUAAAAUUAUGUAACCUGUAUGUUGUCAAGUAAUUAUGUAAAUAUUGCGAUGGCCGCCGAAAUAAGGAAAAGAGCAACAGUUUAACAAUUUCAGAAUUUGCAAGGACUUGUAUGGAAAACCACUCAAGCGUGACUGGGUGGCAAGAGUUGUUUUUCCCAUACAAAUAACUUCUAAUUUCCGGUGGCCGUUGCAAUCGCUACUUUUGAUCGAGAUAUACGGCUAAAAAUUUACAGUUUACCUAAUUUUAAUAUGCUCUUUCAGCUCGUGCUAAUAUAACUUUUGCAAAGCGAACUGUUUUCGUGUUUACCAAAAGUUGAGCACGCGACCAGCUAAUACAAAAGACCAUUCUGGACCUCAGAAUUGCAAGAGCAGCGUUUCUACACUAGACUAAUAGCUGCCUUUGCAACCCUCUUGUUGUUUAGCUGCUCUUGUGUCCCUACCUUUAAAAAAAUAUAAAGUGACUUUCACACUACCGACUCCCCUUUUCGGCUUCAAAUUUACCUAAUCUGUAAUCUAUGAAUGAAAAGCGCGGUAGAUAAUGGACUGCUGUGUUUCUUAUCUUUGUAAAUAACCUUUUAGGUACGACGAGGUUUGCGACUAUAAUUUCGCUACUGGAACGUCUGCAGGUGUUACGGGUCACUUCACUCAAGUAGUGUGGAAAGGAAGCACCAAGCUAGGCAUUGGGAGAGCUGAAUAUACCGACGGAUCAAAAAAAUGUGCUUACAUAGUUGGAAGGUACAAGCUACAGGGAAACAUGGGUGGUCAGUACAAAAGCAACGUAGAAAAGGGAAGUUUGGACCCAAGAUAUUGCAUUGCAGUUAAAGCAAAGAAGGCAAAGGCAUUUGACAAAAAUGGCAGAGCAGUGUACGUGAGUGCCCCGUCUGGGACAAUUGACGUCUCGGGCGUGGAAACUGCCAGUUUACCAGAUGCUCCUCCAAAGACAAGCAUCCUUAAAAUACAGAUUUUGAACAAAAAGAAGAAGAAAAACUUCGUUGGUUCCAGCAUCAUUAAUGAUAAGUAA